This is a messenger RNA of Seriola aureovittata, 4281 nucleotides long. Its product is annotated as TBC1 domain family member 10A-like. The transcript is spliced from 9 exons. Bases 504 to 2039 code for a protein of 511 amino acids. The record is from RefSeq and is a predicted model, not a curated record. Lineage: Eukaryota; Metazoa; Chordata; Actinopteri; Carangiformes; Carangidae.
ACUGGGUCGCUCACUAGCCCAGUACAGCAAAGUACACUCGGGAUGACAGAACGGCGAGCCAAGCUACCGUUAACCCGAGGGCGUGAAACCAGCCGGCUAACGAGCUAACGGAGUUAGUUAAAGGCUAACUAUGAAAACCAAGAUUGCAGCAUAGCGUUAGUUAGUUGAAGGUAGGAUCAUUGUAGAAAUACUUUUGGAGUUAAGGCUAACUUUACGUUACCAACCCAACCAUUGGCUAGCUAAUGUUAAAUCUGAUUAAGCCUUCAAGUUAACACAGCUUGCUAACGCAUUAACCUAUUUGAUGUGGCCUGACAGUUGUAGCCCAAGGUUAGAUAACAUUUACUGAGAAAACUGUUGUUGGAAAGUUGAAAUCACGUCGAGAAAUCAUGGCGUCGAUGCUGUUUGAUUCGACAACAUAUGCAGAGGAGCAGUUUUGACUUUGGGCUGUCAACAAGCUCGCUGACGUUAGCUAUCCUGGCUAGCCAGCUAGCUCAUUUGCUAACAUGGCCAAAAUAGAAAACGGCCGUCAAUCAGUGGACACAAGGAGUAUCCGGACUAUUAGCAGCACCCACAUAGACGAUGAAAGCUCUUUGGGAUCCGACUCAGAGAUUAACGGUUUCACCAGCGACAGACAAACCGAUAAAUAUGGAUUUAUUGGUGGGGCACAGCAGUACUCGGAACAGUCAGCUCAGGAUGUGCCUCCAGAAGUGCUCAGGCAAAGGGAGGUGAAGUGGUUGGACAUGCUCAACCACUGGGACAAGUGGAUGAUCAAGAGAUUCGAUAAGGUGAGGCUGAGGUGCCAGAAAGGAAUCCCUCCUGCCCUCCGAGGCCGUGCAUGGCUCUAUCUGUCAGGGGGGAAGGUGAAGAAAGAGCAGAACCAAGGAAAGUUUCAGGAGCUGGAUAGUCAGCCAGGGGACCCCAAAUGGCUUGAUGUGAUUGAGAAAGACCUCCAUCGACAGUUCCCUUUCCAUGAGAUGUUUGUGUCACGGGGAGGACACGGGCAGCAGGACCUGUUUCGUGUUCUUAAGGCCUACACUCUCUUCAGACCAGAGGAGGGAUACUGCCAGGCUCAGGCUCCCAUUGCUGCUGUGUUGCUCAUGCACAUGCCUGCUGAGGAUGCAUUCUGGGGGCUGGUCCAAAUUUGUGAGAAGUAUCUUCCUGGCUACUACAGUCCUGGCCUGGAAGCUAUACAGUUAGAUGGAGAGAUCCUGUUCGCUCUGUUGCGACGUGUCUCCCCGCUAGCCUUCCGCCAUCUGGAGAAACACAAGAUUGACCCCAUCCUCUACAUGACUGAAUGGUUUAUGUGUGCCUUCUCCAGAACGCUGCCUUGGGCCUCAGUGCUGCGUGUCUGGGACAUGUUCCUCUGUGACGGAGUAAAGAUAAUCUUCCGUGUGGGUUUGGUGCUACUUAAGUGCAUGCUGGGGACCCGGGAGAAGCUGAAGGCCUGUCAGGGCCAGUAUGAGACCAUGGAGCUUCUCAGGGCCAUAGAGCCUCGAUACAUGCAGGAGGGCUACCUCGUCCGGGAGAUCCUGGAGGUGCAAGUGACUGCACGAGAUGUGGAAAGAGAGCAUCACACCCAGCUGAAACGCUGGAAGAAGAACCGCGGAGAGCUGAAUUUCAAGCCGCCUCCGAGGAUGCACGGCGCACGGCUCAUCAUGUUGGCUGAGCCGCCCAGACGCCAGGACCUGCAGCAGAACCCCACCAUUUUACUAGAGGUGCCUCAGCCCACCGCGCAGCUGAAAAAGGGCAAAGAGGAGAGGAAAAGCAAGAAGAAGAAGAGCAUUAAGAAAUCCCAGCCCACUAUGGAGAUCCCUAACCCUUACCCUCUUCUAAACGACCCUCCUCCUCCUCCUCCACCUUCAGAUCCACCUGCUCCACCUCCUGUCAGGGACGAGACACCAGAGGCCGUGCCACAAACUGACACAGACUCACCUCACCAGCAGCAAGCGCCUCCUACAGACCUUCCCCCUGCCAAAGAAUCUCCUCUUCAGCGAUCCACACAAAGCCUUAGCAGCACAGAGCAGGAUACAUACCUGUAGCUCCACAGCAGUGUUUGUGUGUGUGUCUGUGUGUCUGUGUGUCUGUCUGUCUGUCUGUCUGUGUGUCUGUCUGUCUGUCUGUCUGUCUGUCUGUCUGUCUGUCUGUCUGUCUGUCUGUCUGUCUGUCUGUGUGUGUGUGUCUGUGUGUGUGUGUGUGUACACGAAGCACCAGCACCCUCAGCCAACAACCAACUGGCUUUGCCAAGGUCUCUGACUGGCCAGCAUCGCUAUUAUUCUACUGUUGGACUGUUUUGUAUUCAUUUUAGACACCAUUUUGCCUAUGAUAUUAUUGGUAUACACUAAAGCAACAUUGCUGAGUGUAAAACUACUUUGAUGCUUGUGCCAUUUCUCCACAUGUAGCUGAUGUUACCUCCUCUUAAUGCUUGAUGCUCUCAUUUAGACCGUUAGUCUUAGUAUCUGUUACCAGGGAGACACGUUACUGAGUUUUUGGGAGCAAAGACAUUUCUUCAGACAAUUGUGGUUUAAAUGAAACUCAAGGAACAAUGAGAUGCCACAGCUUCUGCAGUUUUUCUAUACAUUUCCACUCUAAUUCAACACUAUUGAGUUCACCUGUAAUACUGUGCAGCAGUGACUAUAAACUGCUGAUACUAACUCCAUGCUUUUCAGCCUCUUAAGCCAUUAUCUUUCAUUAGGAGUGUUGUGCACUAGAGGGCAGCCUCGCAGAGGCUCCAGCCAUAAUUCCUGUUACAUUACUUGUUAGUUAAGCUGAUCACAGCAGGGAGGAUUCGCUCAAUUUGGGAGGUAUUUUUCUGAGGAGUUUGCAUUUUUGCAUUCCAGUAGGAAAACUUGCAUUUCAUGUUUCACGUUCUUACAUUUGAACUGAAAAUAAUCUUCUGAAUCAGUGAAAUUGAGUCACGCCACAUUAUGUUCAUGCAAGUCUUUUUCUACAAGCACUAUUUAUUUAAAGAACAGUUCGAACAUGAAAUUUGUUGUUUGUGCAUGUGCUGCUAGUGCACAAAUGGUCACAUUUUUUCAGAGUCUGUUUAACUGAUGUGGUUAAACUCUGUAUGAAAUAUAAUACUCACUGUGCCAGGCACUUCCAGCCACUUAAGAGCAGCAUUAAUUCAUGUUACUUGGGCAGCAGAGAGGAGAACACUGGACAUUCCUCACCAUAUGACACAUUCCUGCCUUUUUAAAAGCUAAUCAGUCUGAAAGCUGUCUCUUGCCAAAUGCAAAUCUGUGUAAUCGAUGUACAGUAUUUGUCUAUGUGUUUCCUGUCACAAUUUGGGACAGUGAGUGAUUGCAAAUUACCUAAUGGUGCUGACCUUCCACUUGGCAUAGCUCAAGUAUCCAGUUGGGGGCCAAGCAGAUCUUGCUGUGUAGUAUGUUGGGUAAUUUCUUUAAUAUAUAUAUUUUGCUAGCAUUUCCAAAGCAAAUCAAGACUGUUGUUUUGAGACGAUCUUCGACCAGUACCUGUGACCAAGCUUAUUCCAUUAGUACAGUUGAGGGAUCAUGAGAUUUCAAGAUUUAUUGGGAUGUUUGUAGCAUUUCUCUCAAGAGAACUUGCCUUGUUUCUUUGGGAAAGGUGGAGACAAGUGGGGGUUUGAGGCCUUUUUAAAAAAAUUUUUUUUUCAAAACAUGUUGGACAAUCUUUAUUGCAUGGUCCAAGUUUGUUUUCUCACUUUCAUCACAAUGGUAAAUGACAAAGGGAGUUUUGACAAGCAUAUGCACACGUGUGGGAAGUGUUUGUGUGUAUCAUUAUCAAGAAAAGUCUUUGCUUAAACAAAUGCAUGUGUAGGUCAGUUAUUAUAAAAACAAAAUGGGGUUUCAGAUGAUAACACAUUGUCAAGCAGUCACUCGCCUGUAUGCAAUAGUUCUUUAGUUGCUUGUAUUACACACCUCACAUUCCGCUGACGUUAUAUUUUAAUUUAAUGCUGUUUGUGUAGAUACGACAUGUAAAAUAACAAUUUGUUUUGUAAUGAAAUCUAUUUUUCAAUGUUUAAUGCCAUAUUUUAUUGAGCAGUUACAGAAACUGCAGAGGGGACAUCUUUAAAUCAUUUGCAGUCUCUGACGAUAUAUUUUAGAUCAGCAUUUGUAACACUAGAGAAGAAAAAAAAAAACUUGCUCAUCUGGAAUUUGGGAGGUGACCUUUGAUGCUUAAAAUGACGGAUUGGUAUUUUACCAUUUACAACAGGUUUAUAAAAGAGAUGUUUGACAACCAAUGGGCAGUAUGCAUCAUCAUGAAUUUAAAUUUUACAAAUAAAAUUUUGUUUAAACCAAA